Molecule: messenger RNA, 1237 nt
Organism: Daphnia pulicaria
Lineage: Eukaryota; Metazoa; Arthropoda; Branchiopoda; Diplostraca; Daphniidae
Product: methionine adenosyltransferase 2 subunit beta-like
Exons: 9
Coding region: 128-1045 (305 amino acids)
Biological process (GO): S-adenosylmethionine biosynthetic process
Cellular component (GO): methionine adenosyltransferase complex
Molecular function (GO): methionine adenosyltransferase regulator activity
Source: RefSeq, a predicted model, not a curated record
AUACGUAACGUCGUAACCGACGUAACCGACAAGUGACAACAUCAAAAACUGUAGGGAAGACAAAAGUGAUAGGAAAAAUAAAAGGAAAAUACGAACUGUGACAAAAUCUCUGCACGCACUUUGAAGAAUGUCAAGCAAACGUGUUGUAAUAACAGGAGCAUCUGGUCUUCUUGGGAGAGCUGUAUUAGCAGCCUUCAAAAAUUCUCAAUGGACUGUCUUGGGAACAUCAUUCAGUCGAACUGGGGAAGACUUGGUAUCAAUUGACAUUUGUAACCAUGCAAAAACUGAAGAACUGAUAAGGAAUUUCAUGCCAAACUGUAUUGUACAUUGUGCAGCACAAAGGUUUCCAGACAAAGUUGAUAAAGAUUUAGAUGGAACCAUCCGUUUGAAUGUAGAAGCAACAAAGAACUUAGCUGUUUUAGCAGCCAAAUUAGGAGCCACUAUGAUUUAUAUUAGUACUGAUUAUGUGUUUGAUGGAAAUAAGCCACCAUACUCUGAAACUGAUACCCCAAACCCACUAAAUACAUAUGGCAAAACCAAAUUGCAAGGUGAACAAGUGACCCUGGAAUCAAGCCAAGAUCACAUUGUAUUGCGAGUUCCCGUACUGUAUGGACCAGUCGAGUACAUAGGAGAAAGUGCCGUGACUGUACUUCUACAGCUGUUGUUUGAUUCCGAGAGCAAUAAGCUUGUUUCAGAUAGCGAAAUCCGCUACCCAUCACAUGUGGACGAUAUUGCCUCCAUUUGCGUCAAACUUUUGGAGCUAAAACAAACAAAUGCAGACGUAAAAGGAAUUUUCCACUGGGGAGGAAAGGAAAGUAUGACUAAAUACGGUAUGGUGCAAGACAUUGCAAGUGUUUUCCAGUUGCCAAUGAGCCAUAUUAGUCCCGAUCCCAAUCAAAGUCAAGGAGCAUCGAGACCUCACAACGCUCAACUUUCUACUGAAAAACUGGAAAAAUUGGGUGUUGGAAAGCAUACGCCAUUCCGCAGUGGAAUACAAUCGACACUCGCGGUAUGGGUCCAACGUAAAAUAUCUGGAGAAAUCUGAAAUGUCUUAGGUAAUAUUUGAUUUAUUAUCUAUCCUGGCAAGUGUGUGUCGUAUAUUAAAUCAAGUUACUCCAUUUGCUGUGAAAUUUAUAUAAAGGGGUGUCUAUUUGUGGGUGUACAAUAUGUUUUGAUUGAAACUAUUAUUCGUUUCACAUUUUGUACAGUUAGAAAAGAAAUGCAAGAAUGAAACACG